CCCACAAUGAAAUAGGGAGAGUCUUGGCCAAGAAGAGCUAAAUGUAUGAAGAUUUAUUUAGGAUUUUACAUUCGAAUUUUUAAAACGAAGCCGCAAUAAAUUACUAUCGUAUUGAAAUACGGAUAGUUUUUAUUCUCUACGCUGGUCGGGAAUUUAUUUAUUUAUUAUUACUUUUUUAUUUUAGAGCGAAUAGAAAUUUGUUAACGUAAAUAGUUUACUGUCGUUAAAGCGACCGUAAUGCGGCUGAGCGACUAAUCCCUGCUUUUCAUUUAAACUAAUUGGCGUCUACACGUUUAUUUUAGAGAACGAAGGGUUAAACUUACACGUUUUCCAAGAAUGACUGAGUACAAGUUGGUGGUGGUUGGAGCAGGAGGUGUUGGGAAAAGUGCACUUACUAUCCAGCUCAUUCAGAACCACUUCGUGGACGAAUAUGACCCGACCAUCGAGGAUUCGUACAGGAAGCAGGUGGUGAUCGAUGGCGAGACGUGUCUCCUGGACAUCCUCGAUACCGCAGGUCAGGAGGAGUACAGCGCCAUGAGGGAUCAGUACAUGAGGACCGGCGAGGGCUUCCUCUGCGUGUUUGCCAUCAAUAAUAUAAAGUCUUUCGAGGACGUGCAUCUCUACAGGGAGCAGAUAAACCGGGUGAAGGACAGCGACAAUGUUCCGAUGGUGUUGGUUGGGAAUAAAUGUGACCUUGGCUCCCGCUCAGUGGAGACCCGUCAAGCGCAAGAGUUGGCUCGGGGCUACGGCAUCCCGUUCGUCGAGACGUCCGCCAAAACACGACAGGGUGUGGAGGAGGCUUUCUACUCUCUGGUCCGGGAGAUCAGGAGAUACAAGGAGACGAACCGCAGCAAUAAGAAGAGCAAGAAACACCCACAGAGACGUUGCACACUUUUAUAGCAAUACUCCUGCCCACUCUUGCACUACAUUCCUGGAAUAGCACUGCGCACACACACACACACACACACACACCUGCACACUCUGCUGUAGCAUUUUAACCCUUCUCUUGGAACCACUCUAGGGCAAGGUCCCCAAACAGGAAGGACAGAAACAGUGCCAUGGCUGCUAUAUGCUGUUCUUUUUUUUUUUUUUUUUUUAAAUGCAGAGCGUCCUACUUGGGGAUUUACAUGUUAGAAUCCUUCAUCAGUUAUUCCAAAAUGCUUUGUGUCAUUCGACUCUUUUGGAUAACUUUAUCCUGCCUCAUGCUCCGAUUACGACCACUUUUAUUUUUUUUUUUAUUGGACUUUUUGUAGCAUUUAUUUACUCCAAAAUCUUAACUUGCAUAACAGCAUAACCCUCAGUACAAGUGUUUAAUGUUCCCAAACCAAUCUAGUGCACCCUGUAACCACUAUGAAUUUGGGUUUGAAAGGUUGCUAUUCAGUGACCAAUCUCUCUCCCGCUUUAUAACCCUGUACCAGCACCACGAUGGGGGUUCAAGUUCAAGCUGCUGAAAUCUGCCGUCUCUGCCUCGUUCCUGGCUCCUCUACACUUCGAGCAAGGCUAGAGAGAUGAUUGUAUUGUAUUCCUCAUUAUAAAGGAGGAAAUGAUGCAGGAUACAUUUAUUUUUAAUCAGGCCCACGUUGGGGUCUGAACACCUCUGAUACAUUCCUGUUGUCAUAGCGAUGAGAAAGUCUUAGGAGUUUAAUGGAGUUUUUAUUAAUUAAAAAAAAAGAUUUUGGCUAAAA
This is a messenger RNA of Tachysurus vachellii, 1685 nucleotides long. Its product is annotated as GTPase KRas. The coding region runs from base 337 to 900 and encodes 187 amino acids. Gene Ontology annotation, cellular component: plasma membrane. The record is from RefSeq and is a predicted model, not a curated record. The transcript is spliced from 5 exons. Lineage: Eukaryota; Metazoa; Chordata; Actinopteri; Siluriformes; Bagridae. Gene Ontology annotation, molecular function: GTPase activity; GDP binding; GTP binding. Gene Ontology annotation, biological process: Ras protein signal transduction.